CGUCGGCCCCGCAGCUGCUCAGAUGGGAUCGAAAGUGAAAGUGGCGGGAAAGGGGGGGGCCCCCGAGGCUGGGACCUCCUUCCCUCAUCCCGCUGGGUCCCCUUCCGGACGCCCUACAAGUUGACCCUCUGCCUGCUGUUAUUCGUGAUCCUCAUCAGCUCCAUCUACCUAAGCAACUGGAUCGCCACCACGGAGUGGGGCUUCCCCACCCCAAACGCCACGGAGCAGGGCGUGUGGACUGUGAACCCCAAAGGGCGGCUGGGGAACCAGAUGGGGGAAUACGCCACCCUCUACGCCCUGGCCAAGAUGAACGGGCGCCAGGCCUACAUCCUCCCGAAGAUGUACCAGCAUCUGGCACCGGUCUUCCGCAUCAGCCUGCCCAUGAUCUCCAGAUCCAGGGCUUGGAGGAUCCCGUGGAAGGACUAUGAGCUCCACGACUGGAUGUCGGAGGAGUACAGGCACAUCGAGGGGAAAUACGUCCGGCUGACGGGCUACCCCUGCUCCUGGACCUUCUGCCACCACCUCCGGCAGGAGAUCCUCCAGGCAUUCUCCUUCCACGACCACGUCAAGGAGGAGGCCAACCGGUACCUGGCCGGGCUGCGUGGGCAGCGCCGGAAUGUGACCUACGUGGGUGUCCACGUCCGGAGGGGGGACUACGUCCGGGUGAUGGACGAGCGCUGGAAGGGGGUGGUGGCGGACAAGGCCUACCUGGAGAAGGCCAUGGGCUACUUCCGGGCCAAGUACCAGGAGCCGGUCUUUGUGGUGACCAGCAAUGGGAUGGAGUGGUGCCGGGAGAACAUCGACACCUCGCGGGGAGACGUGUAUUUCUCGGGGGAUGGGAAGGAAUCCUCGCAUGGGAGAGAUUUCGCUCUCUUGGCUCAUUGCAACCACACAAUCAUGACCAUCGGGAGCUUCGGCAUCUGGAUCGGCUACCUGGCUGGGGGGGAAACCGUCUACUUGGCCAACUACACCCUCCCCGACUCCCCCUUCCUCGAGAUCUUCAAGCCUGCAGCCACUUUCCUGCCUGAGUGGAUCGGGAUCAACGCCGAUCUCUCCCCGCUGCGGAGUGGGAUGACUGGCUAAAGGAGCUCAUCCGAUGGCCACGGGAUCCACCUGCCAGGACUCGCCCGGUCGGCCAAGGAGCGGGCACCUGGGAACCCUGGCUGGUUCGGGCUGCGCUGGGGAGAUCGGGGGAGAUUGGAGCUGGGCUGGUGGGGUUCAGAGCCCCAUUGUGACGGAGCAGGGGGUGGGGCGGAUUGACCUGGGGAUGUCGCAGGGGAGUUUCACUGGGACUGUCUGCAUGGGGGAUGGGAUACCAGUGGGUGGCUUCACUUGAGGGACAAUACCUGAGCCGGGAGGGGGGCUGGGGCCAGGUGACACCUUUGCCCGGGAAGCUGGACAAAGGCUGGAGGAGGAGCCGGGGGAGGCUGGGGGAGUCGGCUGGAGGGGGUUGAGUUGGGAAUGGACUGGGAAACGGAGGGAGCCCCAAGGCUGGGGUCUAAGCUCCCUGCCCCCCCCCACCGAGGGACCUGACUGAGGGGUCCUGUUUGUACCUACAAGCUCUGUUUGGGGCCGUGUUCCUAUCAUUUAACAAACCUUCCGUUUUACUGGCUGGCUGAGAGUCGCGGGGAAUCGCAGGAAGAGGGGUGCAGGGCCCCGACUCCCCCACACUCUGUGACACCCAUACGAAGCAGCCAAUGGCCUACAUCCAACAAUUUCUCAUAGGAGUGUCCAGAGUGAUGGGACCAUCUAUGUCUGUUGAAUGGUUAGAGUGGAGGGGAGUGGGGGCUGAGAGCCAGGACUCCUGGGUUCGAGUCCAGCUUCGGGAGGUGAGUGGGGUCUGUGAGGGGUCACCUCCCCCCCCUCCAGGGUGCCACCUGAGGUACUGGGGUACCACUGAGCCUGCCUGUUGCAAAAGCCUGGGCUUCCUUACACUGUCCUGCUGAGCCAGGCCCUCAAGCCUCCUCCAGCACACACACAGGUAGGGACACACCCAACUGCAGAAAGACAGACACUGAGAUUAACUCUGUGUGGGAAGGCUUCACUCGGGAAUAGCCCAGCACUCCAGUGCACCCCCCCAUCCCGGGGCACAAACCCAAAAUUGUGUUGUCUUGCCCUGCAUAGAGAAAAGUACAGCGCAAGCUCAUGAAAUUCGCCCCCUCCCUCAAUGGGGAGGAAGAUCUGCACAGCGUUUUGCCCCCCAGUUAUGAAUUCCACAAAUUCAUUUUAGAGACAACAAAAACAAGCUUAUUAGCUAGAAAAGAUAGAUUUUACGUGAUCAUAAGGGAUAGCCAACAGAUCAAAGCAGAUCACCCAGCAAAUAAAACCACCACGCAAUAUAAGCUUAGAUACCAAGGAACCUGGUUACAAGCAGUAAUUUCUCCCGUUAAAUGUUGUCUUAGACAGAUUGCAGAGGUUCUUGAAGGCAGACUGCUCUUGCUUGCAGCUUAAAACUCCAGGUAUUCCUGUCACGGGCCAGACCCCUUCCCAGCCUGGGCUCAGCCCUUUGUCACCCCCCAUCCCCCUUGGUCUUUGUUUCUUAGAUGUUCUCAGCAGUCAGCCUGGGCGGGGAUUCAGUGAAGAAUGAACCAAGAUUAACUCACUCCCCUGCCUUAAAUAGGAUUUACAUAUGUGGGGAAAUCCUUUGUUUUCCAGUGUCGUUCCCCCCCCCCCCCCCCCCCGGCAGUGGAAAGAUACUGGUAUUCCAUCAUAGAGGCCAGAACUGGUUGAGGGGGGGGAACGGGAUCACAUGAUCAAAGCAGCCAUGAGCCAGAGGUCGUUGGUCCCAUCCCAGGCAGGUGGGAGAUGCACAUCUUCAAAGACGUAUUGUUCUUCCUAAGGGCCCAGCCGGACUGAUGGCCUGGCGGGCGUUCCCCAGGUGGAAACCCACUGAUCAUUGUUACAGAGUCGAUAUUCCUAACUUCAGCUACAGGCAUGGGACGUGCAUACAAAGAGGGUGAUCACACUCAGCCAAUCAUCACUCUCAGCAAGUUCGCAGAUGACUCUGAACUGGGAGAAGAGGUAGAUACGCUGGAGGGUAGGGCUAGGAAUCAGAGGGACCUAGACAAAUUGGAGGCUUGGGCCAAAAAAAAUCUGAUGAGGUUCAACAAGGACAAGUGCAGAGUCCUGCACUUAGGACAGAAGAACCCAAUGCACCGCUACAGACUAGGGACCGAAUGGCUAGGCAGCAGUUCUGCGGAAAAGGACCUAGGGGUGACAGUGGACGAGAAGCUGGAUAUGAGUCAGCAGGGUGCCCUUGUUGCCAAGAAGGCCAAUGGCAUUUUGGGAUGUAUAAGUAGGGGCAUAGCGAGCAGAUCGAGGGAUGUGAUCGUUCCCCUCUAUUCGACAUUGGUGAGGCCUCAUCUGGAGUACUGUGUCCAGUUUUGGGCCCCACACUUCAAGAAGGCUGUGGAUAAAUUGGAGAGAGUCCAGCGAAGGGCAACAAAAAUGAUGAGGGGUCUGGAACACAUGAGUUAUGAGGAGAGGCUGAGGGAGCUGGGAUUGUUUAGCCUGCAGAAGAGAAGAAUGAGGGGGGAUUUGAUAGCUGCUUUCAACUACCUGAGAGGGGGUUCCAAAGAGGAUGGCUCUAGACUGUUCUCAAUGGUAGGAGAUGACAGAACGAGGAGUAAUGGUCUCAAGUUGCAGUAGGGGAGGUUUAGGUUGGAUAUUAGGAAAAACUUUUUCACUAGGAGGGUGGCGAAACACUGGAAUGCGUUACCUAGGGAGGUGGUGGAAUCUCCUCCCUUACAUAUUUUUAAGGUCAGGCUUGACAAAGCCCUGGCUGGGAGGAUUUAUUUGGGGUUGGUCCUGCUUUGAGCAGGGGGGUUGGACUAGAUACUUCCUGAGGUCCCUUCCAACCCUGAUCUUCUAUGAUUCUAUGAUCACCUGUCUAACGAUACCUCACACGCCUCAGCUUGCACAAAAGAUACCAGAGUGAUGCUAUAAUUAUACUGACAGGGUUCAGAGCAGCAGCCGUGUUCGUCUGUGUCUGC
Messenger RNA from Caretta caretta (loggerhead turtle), 3992 nucleotides. The record is from RefSeq and is a predicted model, not a curated record. Lineage: Eukaryota; Metazoa; Chordata; Testudines; Cheloniidae.